AUGAAGGGCAGCCCUUUGUCCCCAUUGACAGUGGGGUCAUUGAGUGUGGCAACAUCACCAGAGCCUGAGGCUGGGGCUGCAGCAGUGGCAUCACCUCAGGAUGGUCCAUCUAAUUCACACAUGAAGGUAAAACCACAUCCAAUUACCAAGGAAUCCAAGGUGGAUGAGGGUGGGAAGAUGGAUGUGGCUGUGAAGAGUGCUGUCUCCCCUAGUUUAGAUAAUGUCCCUGUGGAAAUAGUACAGGAAGACUUGCCUUUGGAGGUGAUGCAGGAUGAUGGGCCAGUAGGAGAUUGA
Suillus subaureus is the source of this 294-nucleotide messenger RNA. RefSeq lists its product as uncharacterized. The record is from RefSeq and is a predicted model, not a curated record. The coding region runs from base 1 to 294 and encodes 97 amino acids. Lineage: Eukaryota; Fungi; Basidiomycota; Agaricomycetes; Boletales; Suillaceae. The transcript is spliced from 4 exons.